AUGUUCGUCGUAACAGGCAUCGAUCCCGCUCCCAAACAUCCGAGCCGACGUUCGAAACCAUUCCCCACAAUAACGAAACCAAAUUUGGUUGGAUUUUUUAGCCUUAACCACGAUCGGAAAUAUGACCCCUCGGCUGUGCAGCUUAAGUAUCUUACACUGCCACCCGAACCAAGGAACGAUCUGCGGCUCGAUCUUAACGAAGGGUUCGAAAUACAUCACCCGAAACCGGCCAGUGCGAAAGAGGAAAAGAUCGACAUGCUGUUAAACUUCAUACGCCAGGCAGAACACCCUCGCGAACUGUGGGCCACUACCGAGAAGGGCACUUUAAAGCUGAAGCAUGAUUUUGUGUGUUUCCGAGGACUGCUGCGGAUGAUUUGCUGCACACCAUACGACUGGAAAACACCGUGGAUCGUGCAAGCCAUACGCUAUCGGGGCACCAUUUACCUGUGCGAAAAGGCCACCCCGGAAAAGCUUGCAUCGGAACAAAACGAAACGGAACAGCAGAAGCGUUUCUGUUACUAUGGUUUUAAGUUCGAGCAGCACAUACUUACGGAACAACCCAACGGCAAACCGGACACAUCGACACCGGUAAUGUUGGGCGAGGAGUUUUGCUCCAUGUUCGAUACGACUCUAGCCGGUCAUCGGGUGCUUUACGGUGCGGAAAUGGAUGGUAUCGUUACGACGAACCAGCCGCUCGAUCGCGAACGGCUUCGGUUGGAGGAAUUGCGCCGAUGUGAGUUUGUGGAGGUGAAAGUAAAGCGCAAGGAAACGACUCAACGCCAGGUGGAUAAUUUCUACCGAUUCAAGACGAAGAAUUGGUGGUGUCAAAGUUUUCUGGUGAACGUGCAACGGCUUGUGGUGGGUUUGCGGGACGAUGCAGGAAUUGUACGGGAAAUAGUCGACAUGAAGCUGAACGACAUUCAACGCGACUCUCGCCCAUUCUGGUCGCCGGCAAUCUGUACAAACUUUUGUGCCGAGUUUCUGUCGGAAGUGGCACGGGCGAUUGGCGAGACUGAUAACUGUCGCAAGGUUUAUCAGUUUGAGUACGAUUCUGGAGAAAGUAAACGGGUGCGAUAUCGGAUACUGGAGGAAGGAUGCCACCGGGAUGCUUUCCUUCCAGGCUGGUACACGCGCUACGUUGAAGAUAUGCAACCGAAACGGUAA
Messenger RNA from Anopheles marshallii, 1164 nucleotides. Its product is annotated as decapping nuclease DXO homolog. Gene Ontology annotation, biological process: NAD-cap decapping; nuclear-transcribed mRNA catabolic process. Gene Ontology annotation, cellular component: nucleus; cytosol. The coding region runs from base 1 to 1164 and encodes 387 amino acids. Lineage: Eukaryota; Metazoa; Arthropoda; Insecta; Diptera; Culicidae. The record is from RefSeq and is a predicted model, not a curated record. Gene Ontology annotation, molecular function: mRNA 5'-diphosphatase activity. The transcript has a single exon.